This is a messenger RNA of Henningerozyma blattae CBS 6284, 6375 nucleotides long. RefSeq lists its product as uncharacterized. Gene Ontology annotation, biological process: proteasomal ubiquitin-independent protein catabolic process. The record is from RefSeq and is a predicted model, not a curated record. Gene Ontology annotation, cellular component: cytosol; nucleus. Gene Ontology annotation, molecular function: proteasome binding; peptidase activator activity. The coding region runs from base 1 to 6375 and encodes 2124 amino acids. NCBI's taxonomy places the organism in Eukaryota, Fungi, Ascomycota, Saccharomycetes, Saccharomycetales, Saccharomycetaceae. The transcript has a single exon.
AUGAAGCAUUCAAGGAAUUGUUCAGAUACUAGCGAUAGCAUUCCAAAACGAUUUAAGAUUGGUACUGCCGCCAGUCCUAUUGCCACCAUUAAUGGGAAUGAGGAUAUUAAUAGCACUGUUGACUAUAAGACUUUACAAAAAAGCUCAAGAUCGCAAAGCCCAUUAAAACCAACUGAUAAAUUAUGGAAUGCAUUUAAUUCAGAAAGACUUCUUAAGGAAAGAUUGGCUCAUUAUGGUUUAGAUUAUGUUAAAGAUCCGCUAGAGCAUUAUAAAAACAUAUUUGAUAAAAAUUCUAAAUGGUAUAGCAGAGCAGUUAAGCCUCUUUAUAUGGUAAAUGAUUGCAUGCCAUAUAAGACAGAAUCACACCUUGAUCAAGCAAGAUAUUUAUGUCAUGUUAUGGUUAAUCUCUAUAUUUCCAUUAGUUCAUUAGAUAUACAAGGUCUUAUAUCGAUUUCAAGUAAGGAAUUAUCAGAAUUGAAAAAUGAAAUUAAUGAUUUCUUAACACAUUCUGACAUGCCUCUAUUAACGCAAGAAAUGGAAGCUGUCAAUAAUGAUAUCGCAGAUUAUGAUGAAGGGGAAGAAGAUGACGAUGAGUUUGAUAUUUUUGAAGAUAAUGAAUAUAUUGAUAGCAUAGGUCCCGAUUUUAACGCAACAGGUAAAAUUACUUCUCGAUCUGCUACGAUUAUUAAUGUUAAUCAUUGGACAAAUGAACUUAAAAAUUGUUUACAUUUUGAUUUCCCCCUGACUUUAAGAAAAUCAUUGGCUACAGUUUAUUACUAUUUAUCCUUGGUACAGGGUCAAAAAAUUUAUAGACAGUUGCAUGUAGAAAUAUUUACCUCCCUAGUUACUAUUGAUGAUGAAGGUACAGAUUUUACUGAAGAAUUAAUAAAUAUUGGUUUAGUAUUAGAUCAUAAAUUGCUAGUAGAUUUCUUAUGUGUUUUUCUACCAUACCCUGAUUCUGACUAUGUGAAGUACGAAAUUACAUCAAAGGAAGAUCUCCAAUUAUUCAGAGUACUAUUGAAACUAUCUCAUAAUGCAAAGGCAUUUUUUGAUAAAACUAGUACACGUACAAUGAAAGAUCUCAUGGAUCGUUUAUUAUCUAGUUUAUCUCCAUCCACCAUGACUAUUGUAUUACCGAUGAUUACGUCAAGUGUCCCGUAUCAUUACAACUCAGAACACAAAAUUAUUGAUUACUUCCCAUUCUUUUACAGCUUCUGGAGUUCAGUUAGCGCGAAUAUUACAAUCGAUACCCAUAUUUACGAUUUUGCAGGUAAUAUAGCGGAAGAUGCGCAUUGGAAAUUAUUAAAAGGUGUUGAAAAGGAUGAAUUUUUUAUCAAUUUUAAGGAGCAUUUCAAUCAGUUUGGAUUAUUUACUGAUGAACAAAUGACAUUUAUGUUUAAUAGAUUACAAGGUCAUUUAAGAACUGAUGGUCAGAUUCAUUCAUAUUCUCGAACUGCAAGACCAUUUGUUUUUGGCUUAAAUGGUUCUAAUAAUAAGAUGUAUUUCGAAAAAUUAUUAAGUUUAACAAGGUCUAUUGAAACCUUUGUUCACCCAUCCAACAGCGGGUUUUGGACAAAACCUAUUGCAAAGUUUGUUCAUAGUUUUACAAAAAUGUACCAUAAAAGAGCAAAAAAAGAAGAGCAAUUAGAAAUAAAGCAUGAACUUUGUUUAACUCCAGAGUGUCACACUAAGAUAGUCGAUAUGUUUUUAGAAAUUCUUACGGUAGGUGCGCAAAAUAAGAAUUCAGAAAUUGCAAAUUUUUAUAUUUCAGCAUUGGCUUAUCUACUAGAUUUAAAACCACAAAACUCAAACUUAUUAUUUGAAAGAGUUUUAAUAGACAUGUAUGAAUCCCUUUCUGGUGAUCAUGUUAAUUCCAGACAUAGAAUCAUUUCAGCUUUAAAAAGGUUUACUAGAACGGUAAGAUAUUUAGUAAUGAAUAAACUUUACCGUGUCCAUAUUAUGAAUAUACUUUUAAUGCUAGUGAAUAAGAUUGAUAUCAAUGAUGUAAAUUUAACGAGUAAUAUAUUUAACUGUAUUGUGUCAAUCGCAUCAUUCGUCCCUUUUAUAAAGAUGGUAAAGGAGGAUGAAUAUAUUACAUUUGAGUCAAAUACUCUUCCUUUUAUUGCCGAGCAUUUUGAACAAAUGAAAAGCAUUGAAAUAACGCAAUCUUUUGUUUAUGAUGAUGAAAUUUUAGAUAAAGCCACUAGGGCCUCUACUACUAUUUUUGACAACAUAUUUUUAGUCUAUGUGGACAAAAUAUUCCAAUUGGUUGAUAUUGAUUUGGAUGAUGGUUUAGUAACAAAAAUUAACCAAACUACAAUGUUGAUGCUUGAAUCAAUGGAUGACUCUACAUUUAAUUUAUUUUCAAGACAGUUGCAACGUAAGUUUUGGGAUAACGAUUCUUUUAGGGAAAAUGAGCCAAACUAUGAAUUGGUUACUGUCCCGAUGUCAGCAUUGGUAAAGAGAACGCCUAAGUUAUGUGAAGAGUUCUUUGAUAUGUUAUCUUUCAAUGUGAAAGAGCAAAUUCAAAAAGGUGCGGGUUCUAUCAGAAGUUCUACUGAAAUUCAACAAAGAGAUGUCAAAUUAGUUUUGUAUUUAAUGGCAUUAAAUGAUAUAUUUAGACAGUCUCAUGAAUCUCUUCUGAAAUUUAGUGAUAAACUGAUGGAAUUCUUUCAUUUUGUAUAUGAAAGCAUUACUAAUCCACCGAUUGAUGUUGUAAGUUCUAUUUUGGUCCAUAGUGCGCUCUCUACCCUAACAAAUACAGAAAUUAAAACUUGUAGAAUGUUUCCAGAAAAUUGUGUUUUGCCAAUAGAUGAAAUGUGGGGUGGUAUGCAAUUUGACAAUAGAAAGUUCCAAAAGCAAUAUUUGACAUUUGAUUGGCAUAUCCCAUCUGAAGAUGAAGCUACAUUAGCUAUUAAUAUAUUUGAGACAUUAACUAAUUAUUGCAUAACGUCUAUUGAUAGGUUGUUAGAGGGCAAUAACCUUGAUCCUGGUUCUCCAGAUGAAAUUCAAAAGUAUAUCUUAAUUGUUACACAUGCAAUUUCUGGGUGUAGUCUUUUAUUUGAUCCAGAUUUCAAUAAUGUAGACCAAAGAUCUCAAGAACCAGAAACAAUUACAGAUUUUACUAAAUUGAGAAAUGAGAGAGACUUGAAGUCUGAUACUCCAGAUUUAAAUGUCGAAUAUGAGACACCACUUACUAAAAAUGAAGAUACAGAAUAUAUUGACAGCCAAUUCUCCGAUGAAUCUCCAGAUAUGGUUGAGUUUAAAGAUACUAUUGACCUUGUAAUGGAGGAUACGGACCCAUCCCAGGCUCCAUCUGGUAUUAAUACACCAGCUAUUGGUGACUCUAAUGGCACUAUUGAUGAUCUACCUUUUAGAGAUUUAGAUAUUUAUACUUGUAACUACUUUUUUGGUUCCACUUCCGAACAGAAAUGCUCACACCCUAAUUAUUAUAAGGUUCAUGAACUUAAGGCACGUGUUGGGUUUUUUUUCCAUAAGAUGUGCAAGUAUCUUUCCUCUAAUUUUGAAAAUAAUACCUCAGUCUACAGAAUUUUACUACAUGGUCUAAAGGUCUGGUUCACUGAUGUGGGACAAGAAACAAUUUUCAAUAAUGACAUUAGUUGUUUCUUAGAUCUCGAAUUCUUAGAAAAUAUACAAUCCUUAUCAAACCUUCAAGAACCAUUUACUACAACAUGCUUGGCCAUUCGUGCGAAUACCUUCCAUCAAAGUAGGGUAUUGUUAAAAAGUACUAACAGAAGACCUUCUAAAUUAGAGGCUCUGUUGUUAAGAGAUGUCAUUGACUUGGCUACAUCAGUCUACCCUGAUGUGCAUAAACCUGCUCAAGGUACUUUGGUUCACUGUAUGAAACAACUAGUUGGCUCUUAUUCUAUUAUUGUCAACAUUUUAUUACCAAGUUUGGAAACAAAAUUAUCUGAAGCUGAUUUCAUGAGCAUUCAAGUUAUUUUAAAAGUUCUAAUGAUUAAGAAAAUUCAUAGAAAAUUGCAUACAGAUUACAAAAAUUUUGAAAAACUCUUAAAUUUGUUACUUGAAUGCUGUAAAAUUAAUGAACAAGAUAUCUCAUUAUAUAGUGAGAAAUUAUUGAAUGAAGUUAUUAAUGGUGUUAAAAUUCCAUCUAGUGUUUGUAUCAUAGAUGAUAGAGCCUUCGAUCCUAUUCUUACUCCUCCAGAUGAAUCUGUUGCCUUCCAAGUUAAAUUGAUAAAGAGAGCGAAAGACAAUAAGCGAGAGAAUUAUAUAACUCUUCUUUCUAGCAUUGAAAGUAAGAUGGUGACUGUAUUGAAUUCAGAGGAGGAAAUUAGUUGGAAAAUUGCAAUGAUGAUGAUGCGUUUUGUCACUAGAAUACAAUCUAGUUUAGAAACAAAGGCGGAUAAAAAUGUAAUCGCUGCCAUUCACAAACAAACUUUAUCUAAGCAUCCACACAUCAUCCAUUUGGCAGUGAAAUCAUUUUUGGGUAUUUUUAAUAAAUUAUUUUCAUUGAAUGACUAUGAUUAUGAUAUUUCAAGAUCGUCAUUGAAUACUUUUGAUCCAAAAUAUAUUAAUAAGAUGGAAACAAAAUCCAUUGACUUUAAUAAAAAAUUUAAAGCCGAAAUGAAUAAUUUUAAUACUCCAAAAUAUUUUAUUGAUAAUAGAGCUUUUGUAGGUUGGUUAUGUUGGGGUUCGCCUAUGAAAGUAAUGAAGCCUGAACAAAUAGAAAUUAAAUUGACUGAAAAUGAUACUGAGGUAAUGAAAGCAAUGGGUCAUAUUUUAACUAAAGAAUGGCUAGUUGAAAUGACCACAAGUUUGUUGCAAGAUAAUGAAACAAGAAGUGUUUUUAGCAGUGGCAAUGUCUCAUUUUUUAUAUUAAUUAUCUCCUUAAUUGCAAACUCAGUAUGUGACUUACCUUUAUCAUGUUUGUUUGAUUUAUGCAAGAAAUAUUAUGAUAGAUAUGAUAAAGCUUCCAUGAUUACCUCGGUAGAAAUAUUUUCUGCUCUAAUUGUUAGUAGUAAAUUUAUGACUAAUGCUAUGAUUAAACAGCGUAAUGAUUUUGUUGAUGAAUUUCUUCCAGACUGUCUUGAAAAUGAAUUGAAUCAUGAUGCAUUUGAAAUUUGGGCUACAGUUGCUUGGUGGGUUCCUACAGUUGUUGAUAUUAGAAGAUGUCCUCCAUUUUAUUAUCAUUUUUCUAAAUUAAAUAAAUUAUUAGACACUAACUCAGAUGCAGCCUCACAUCAAGCAAAUAAAAUUCUGAUGUUUAGGGGGGUUUUAACUACGUUAGAAUUUAAAACCCCUGAUGUUAAUCCAAUUUUGAAUGAUAUAGUAUUCUAUCAUCCAUAUGAUCAGGUUCGUGAAAGUAUAGCUAAAUUAUUUACCACGUUACUUCAAAACGCUAGUUCUCAAUCUUCUUCUAGUCCUGAUAAUUUGUUAAAAAUAACUAGAAACAAUAGUAAUGGCUUAGGAAUUCCAGUUAAAUUUGUUCCAGAAUUUAUGGAAGUUAUCAUUAAACAACAAUUUAUUGAAAUCGUUAAAGAAUCAGCAACAUUAGUAGGGCUAAGUCCUCAAGAUAUUUUAAAAACUAAAUUUUAUUAUUUAUCAUCGACAAUGUAUUACUGGAUUAAGGAAAUGACUAAAGGUCCCAAUAGAGUUCUAUUAGUUCCAUUUUUGUACGACUGUGUUGCUCCAUUUCUGAUGGAAUUAAUGAAGCACAAAGAUGUUUGUAAAUUAGCGGAUGUUGAUCCAACUCCAUUAUACGCAAGUCUGGCUUAUAUGCCAUAUAGAAAAGAGCAUUUGAGUAACAUGAUUAAUCUGAUCUGUGAUACUACCUUGACCAGUACGGCAUAUCAAAUCAGAGUUCAAUUGUCGUUUGUUCAGCAUUUCUUUUCUGCCCAAUUAUUACAACUGUCAUCAAAACAUAGAGAUGAUAUAUUAUCAUUUGUGGUUCAUAAUUUAUAUGAUCCUAACCAUUUAGAAGUUCGAAUGAAGGCCGCUGAUGUCUUAUCUGAUAUUGUUCAUAAUCUAGGUCAAUCAAAUAAAUUUUUACAUGGUUUAAUCAAGAAAUUCAAUAAGAAUUUGGGCACACAUACAUGGCAAGAGAGAAAGGAGCUAUCCAAAUCAGAUAUCAAGAUACAUGGUAGUGUAGUGGGUUUGGGUGCCAUUAUCUCAGCUUUCCCGUAUGUUUUCCCAUUGCCUAGAUGGAUCCCAGAACAGCUAAGUACGUUAUCCUCUUGGGCUCGAACCAGUGGUAUAGCAGGCUCUUCUGCGAAGACGACGAUUAGUGAAUUCAAGAAAGUCAGGACCGAUACAUGGCAGUUCGAUAGAGCCGUGUUCACUAAUGAAGAAUUAGAAGAUUUAGAAGGUGUGUUGUGGAGAAGUUACUACGCUUAA